AUGCCCAGUGGGCUAGAGGACACUAUUAUUAAAGUGAUGGGAGUCACUACUGCAGAAUAUGAUUUACUCUUCUCUGCCACUGCCUGGCCUGGCAUUGUCCUUUGUUUGGUUGGUGGAAUAAUUAUUGAUAAGUUAGUGGGACUGAGACUGGGACUGCUCAUUGUUGUCAGUUCUGUACUAGUGGGUCAAACUAUAUGGGGAGUAGGAGGAUUUAUUGAUAACUACUUUGUUAUGCUGGUUGGUAGGUUCUUCAUUGGAGCUGGUAAUGACUUAACAAUUAUUGUUGCUAAUGCUUUUAAAGCUAUCUGGUUUAAAGAAAAACUGCCACUUGCUAUAUCAAUAGAUAUUGCCUACAGCAGAAUAGGAGGAACAAUGGCUAUACUCAUCCCACAGUUAAUAUAUGAUAAUUUAAACUCAGCUUUUGAUAGUCCUAAUGUGAGACUUGGUGUUUCCUUACUCACUGCUGCUGGAGCAAUGCUGUUGGGAUUACUCUUUAGUCUUAUUGUCAUUUUCAUGGACUAUGAAAGAGAAAAGAAAUCAAAGGGACAAGGAAGGCAAGAUGGUUUAAAAUCCAUAAAAAUAGAUGACAUAAAACAAUUCUCCUUUUUGUUUUGGCUAGUGGUACUUAUCAAUACCACGUUUAUACCUGUCAUACAUUCAUUCGUGACCAUUGGCCAGCUCUUUUUUGUUCAAAAGUAUGGUUUUACCAUUCAACUAGCAAACAUUGUUAACAGUCUCAACUUUGGCUUAGUCAUAAUAUUGGCACCAGUUGCUGGCCUACUCAUCAGUAAAUCCAGCACUAACUUGAUAUGGAUGCUUGGCUCUGCAUUACUUGGCCUCUCAGUUCAUGCAAUUAUACUACUGCUCAGAAAUAGAGACUACAUUGUUCCAUUUCUAGCAGUUUCACUGUACUCAAUUGCUUAUUCAUUUUGGGCACCAUCCUACAUGGCUUUACCGGCUCUUUUGAUCAAGGAGGACUACAUUACUACAGCAUAUGGAAUGAUUUCAUUUAGCUUCAAUGCUUCAUUGGCAUUGAUGAUAUACUUGACAGGACUCGUUGUUGAUAAUUAUGGAUACUUCAUUUUGGAGAGUUCGUAUUUCCUCAUAGUAACAGGGUGCAUUGUUUUGGUAUUGCUAGUAAUCAUUGUAGACAGUAGCUCAAGGCAUCCAAAACUGAUCACGCAAGUCUUAAAUUGUCUUUUAAAAAUUAGGUCAUGA
This is a messenger RNA of Amphimedon queenslandica, 1218 nucleotides long. Its product is annotated as major facilitator superfamily domain-containing protein 1-like. Gene Ontology annotation, biological process: transmembrane transport. Gene Ontology annotation, molecular function: transmembrane transporter activity. The transcript has a single exon. NCBI's taxonomy places the organism in Eukaryota, Metazoa, Porifera, Demospongiae, Haplosclerida, Niphatidae. The coding region runs from base 1 to 1218 and encodes 405 amino acids. The record is from RefSeq and is a predicted model, not a curated record.